Messenger RNA from Coccinella septempunctata (seven-spotted ladybird), 1022 nucleotides. RefSeq names its product hatching enzyme 1.2-like. Lineage: Eukaryota; Metazoa; Arthropoda; Insecta; Coleoptera; Coccinellidae. The transcript has 5 exons. The coding region runs from base 102 to 1022 and encodes 306 amino acids. The record is from RefSeq and is a predicted model, not a curated record. Gene Ontology annotation, biological process: proteolysis. Gene Ontology annotation, molecular function: metalloendopeptidase activity; zinc ion binding.
UUGUACCGCAUAGUGAGGCAUGCCGUCGUUACCUCAAGGUUUUCGGUGUCACGAAUGUAAGGAACUAGGUGACUCUCCUCCGUUCAUCACUGACCGUCGAUAUGAACAUGAUCGCAUUGUGCGUGAUCUGUUUCGCGAUUUUCCCCGUAAAUCGUGCACGUUUGCUACUGCCUUUUGUACCUGAUGUGGUCCAUCCACCUGUGCCAAACGAUGUAGAAAGUUUUUAUCUCACAGUUAAUACGGAAAGUAUGGAAAACUUGGAAGACGUAGAUCCAGAAAUAACUCCUGGCUUAUACCAAGGAGAUAUGGCUAUGACAAAUGAAGUUUACAAUUAUUGGAGAGUUGGUUUAAAAUGGGAAACCUUUCCAGAAAAAAUGUGGCCUAAUGGAACAGUCCCGUACGUGAUAAGUCCAUUAUAUGAGCCGUCAGAACAAGCUACCAUACUCAAGGCAAUACGUAUUCUCAACUUUAUGACUUGUAUAAGAUUCGUACCAUGGAACGGCAAAAGUCCAGACUAUCUACUUAUUUGGCCCAUAAAAUUUCCGAAAGGAUGUUGGUCAUUCGUAGGUAGACAUGGUGGACCUCAAAUCGUUAGUUUACAACCACCAGACUCAACAAGUCCAAACUGCUUAGGAACCGAAGGAAGAGCUAUGCACGAGUUGAUGCACGCCUUAGGAAUUUUUCACGAGCAAUCUAGAUGGGAUAGAGAUAAGUUCGUCAAAAUUCACUACGACAACAUUAUUCCUCAAUUCAAACCCAACUUCGAAAAAUUGAGUUUGGAGAAUACAACAUACAGUUUCGAGUAUGAUUAUAAUUCUAUAAUGCAUUAUGGAAAGUAUUACUUCAGUAAAGGACGUGGAAAACCUACAAUAACACCAACGAUGCCAGGAGUUAAAAAAUUAGGACAAAGGAAAGCUCUUUCAAAAGGAGAUUGUUUGAAACUGAACGACCUCUAUAGUUGUUUUGAUAAUCCUCGUAAAAGAAGGAAAUAUUAUAAUAUAUGCAAUUUUAUGGGAGUAUAA